Messenger RNA from Antrostomus carolinensis (chuck-will's-widow), 1203 nucleotides. RefSeq names its product calcium/calmodulin-dependent protein kinase kinase 2. Gene Ontology annotation, biological process: CAMKK-AMPK signaling cascade; protein phosphorylation. NCBI's taxonomy places the organism in Eukaryota, Metazoa, Chordata, Aves, Caprimulgiformes, Caprimulgidae. The record is from RefSeq and is a predicted model, not a curated record. The annotation marks the transcript as partial. Gene Ontology annotation, molecular function: ATP binding; protein serine/threonine kinase activity. The transcript has 14 exons.
GGCUCCUAUGGGGUGGUGAAGCUGGCCUACAAUGAAGAUGAUAACACCUACUAUGCAAUGAAAGUUCUUUCCAAAAAGAAGUUGAUGAGACAGGCAGGUUUCCCCCGUCGCCCACCACCCCGCGGGGCCAAAGCUGCCUCCGAGGGCUGCCUGCAGCCCAAAGGGCCCAUCGAACAGGUCUACCAGGAGAUUGCCAUCCUGAAGAAGCUGGACCACCCCAACGUGGUGAAGCUGGUAGAGGUCCUAGAUGACCCCAGUGAGGAUCACCUGUACAUGGUGUUUGAACUGGUGAAGCAAGGCCCCGUGAUGGAAAUUCCAACCCUGAAACCUCUGAGCGAGGACCAGGCUCGGUUCUACUUCCAGGAUCUGAUCAAGGGCAUUGAAUACUUGCACUAUCAAAAGAUAAUCCACCGGGAUAUUAAACCUUCCAACCUCCUCGUGGGGGAAGACGGGCACGUCAAGAUCGCUGACUUCGGAGUGAGCAAUGAGUUCAAGGGAGCUGAUGCCCUCUUAACCAACACGGUGGGCACCCCUGCCUUCAUGGCCCCAGAGACGCUCUCAGAAACCAGGAAAAUCUUCUCUGGAAAGGCUUUGGAUGUCUGGGCCAUGGGGAUCACACUGUACUGCUUCGUGUUUGGGCAGUGCCCUUUUAUGGAUGAAAGGAUCCUGAGUUUACACAAUAAAAUCAAGACCCAAACGUUGGAGUUCCCAGACCAGCCAGAAAUUACAGACUUCUUGAAGGAUUUGAUUACACGGAUGCUGGAUAAAAAUCCUGAAUCUAGGAUUUCGGUCCCAGAAAUCAAGGAAAGUACUGUGCAACAGCCUUUCGCAGGAGAUUUCUCGUCCUCCGCCCCUGUGGGAGCCUGGAAAGGGCGAGAAGCUGAGAAAAUGGAGACUAAGUUGCACCCUUGGGUCACCAAGAAUGGAGUGGAGCUGCUGCCCACGGAGGAUGAGAACUGUACCCUCGUCGAGGUGACAGAGGAGGAGGUGGAGAAUUCGGUUAAGCACAUCCCCAGCCUGGCCACUGUGAUCUUGGUUAAAACGAUGAUCCGGAAGCGAUCCUUUGGGAACCCGUUUGAGGGGAGCAGGAGGGAGGAGCGGUCGUUGUCUGCCCCUGGGAACCUGCUGCCGAAACAAGGCAGUGAAGAUAAUCUGAAAUGCAACGACUUGCCCAAUGUAGGAGAGGAGGAACUUCUUUCAUGA